AUGGAUCCUGCGAAUACGAAUAUCGUCGACUGGACCUUUUCAGGCCGUUACGACCCAGAAAAGCCAAUCCUCAUCGACGCCGCAGAUCCGAGCCGCUUCAUCACUAAGAACAAGGCUAUCGAGCUCGUCGCUAGUCUGAUCGGCGCCUUCGAGCCAGACUGCACAGUCUGCCUGCACAUUGGCAAUGACAUCCUCUAUCCAAUACUAUGCUUGGCAAUCUGGGCGAAUCGCUGCAGAUGGACUGGUCCCAACAUCUCGUACAAGGCGCCUGAGCUGGAGCAUCAUAUCCGAGUUUCGCGAACGAAGUACAUCAUUGUCGCUGACGACCGACUCGAGACUGCUCGUGCGGCCGUUAGUGGCAGCAGCACGAAGGCACAGAUCAUUCGCUUCACCGACUUGCUCGCACCACCCCCUCCAUCUGGGCGGCAUAAUUGCUGCGGUGUCCACAAGCGACAUUGCCACAGCAGCAAUGCGUCUGAAUUCCCGAGCUUGCAUGACAUCCAGAGCCCAAAUGACUCCAUUGCAACGCUAAUGUCGACCUCCGGAACCACGGGACUGCCAAAGCUGGGUGCCCGCACUCAGCGCGCCACCGUUCUGGAGUCCGCUGCUGUCGAAGACAACAACUCUCUCAAGUCUUACGAGAUCCGUCGGCUGUUUUCGACACCAAUAUUCCACUCCUUCUCGACACCGGAGAUGGUCAUCAACAGCCUACGUCUCGGCAUCCCGGCAUAUUUCGUAAAGCGCUUCGACAUUGUCCAAUGGCCACUCUACGUUCAGAAAUAUGGCAUCACUGAGGCCUUCGCUCCUCCUGCGAUGCUUCAGAUGCUCGUCAACUGUCCUCAUGCACACCCACUGAUCCAAUCUCUCCGGAAUGUCUACACUGGCGGCGCUCCCUUCACAUCAGAGUUGAAGGUAAAGUGGGAUGCAAUCUUCCCUAGCAAGGUGGAUGACUCCAGCGCGGUGGGUAGGCCGAUUCCCGGUUGCGAGAUUCGACAGUCCAAAGACAACAUUACGACGUACAACGACAUCGACGUAGCAGAGCUGCAUAUGCACUCACCACAUGUUAUGCAAGGCUACUAUGGCAAUCCAGAAGAGACGAAGAAAAUGUUCACCGAAGAUGGCUGGCUCAAGACAGGCGAUGUAGGCUAUAUCCAAGACGGCAAAGUCUACAUCGUCGACCGUGCCAAGGACCUCGUCAAAGUCAACGGCUUCCAAGUCUCGCCGACAGAGAUUGAGGACGCCUUACAGCUACUCCAACAUGACAUCGAAGAAGCUGCAGUCUUUGGCGUCGACACCGACAUCGAAGAACACCCCUUCGCAUAUGUCGUCCGCAAGCACGACGGCGUCACUAUCGAAGCCAUCAAGCGCUUCCUGGACGAACGACUCUCAUCGUACAAGGUCAGCAAGAUCGAAAUCGCCUUCAUCGACAAGAUCCCUCGCAAUCCAAGCGGAAAGAUUUUGAAGAAGGACUUGCGCAAGAUUGCUCGGCCAGAGUAG
This is a messenger RNA of Pseudocercospora fijiensis CIRAD86, 1497 nucleotides long. RefSeq lists its product as uncharacterized. Gene Ontology annotation, biological process: secondary metabolic process. Gene Ontology annotation, molecular function: CoA-ligase activity. NCBI's taxonomy places the organism in Eukaryota, Fungi, Ascomycota, Dothideomycetes, Mycosphaerellales, Mycosphaerellaceae. The record is from RefSeq and is a predicted model, not a curated record. The coding region runs from base 1 to 1497 and encodes 498 amino acids. The transcript has 3 exons.